ACCAACCGUCACGGUACCUGAACAAGACCCUCGAGAUUCUGAAUCCGAGCAAGAUUCUCCACAGAUCACCCCAGAACUCACCCCGGAACUCAUAUCGGAUGGCAACUCUCGAGGUUCAAGAAGCUUGCAAGCCACUCCAGAGACUCCCGCUGAGAUCGGCUAUCAUACUCGAUCCAUUCCACGCCUAUCGGGAGGUGAAGGCAUCGAAGCACCCAGAGACCCUCCCACCACCACAGUCCAGAGCCGGCUCCAGCCGACUCCCCUCGCCCGCAGCCGUUCUGCUUCUGCUUCGCCCAGUCGGCGGCCAGCUCGACAACAGCUGAACCUCAUCCUUGUCAGGAGCGGGUACCAGUCGCUGGGCUCACUUCGCGACGUGAAGGCACGUCGUUGGAUCUACCGAAAGUCGUGCGACGGCACGAGACCCCUCGUCCUCUACUGGCAGGGGCCGCGGCUUGUCGGUAUCUGGAACCGCGAGCCCGGCGAGUGGCUGUUCCAGGACAGAAAGUUCGUCGAGGGCGCCAGACAUGCUGCCGUGUGCCCCAAGGGUGUGGAC
Messenger RNA from Truncatella angustata, 553 nucleotides. RefSeq lists its product as uncharacterized. The coding region runs from base 99 to 323 and encodes 74 amino acids. The record is from RefSeq and is a predicted model, not a curated record. Lineage: Eukaryota; Fungi; Ascomycota; Sordariomycetes; Amphisphaeriales; Sporocadaceae. The transcript has a single exon.